AUGACCCUUUUCAAUAUGCAUCCGGAUUCUGUAGGGUCGAAGCCUUUCACAUUACACUUUGAUCCCAAGAGGACUCUUGAGGCUACUGCCAAAAUUCUUCGAUCAUCCAGCGACGACCAUUAUGCCUAUGAACGCGACGGCGUUUGGUUCGCUGGCAUAGGCCAUAAGGCUUCUUUGACGUUGGCCCCGGAUGGGAAAACAACGACUGUUUCGACUGGGACCAACACAGUAACGACUGACACCGGCCCCGAUUUCACUGAUACCGUUACAACCUUUAUUCAACAGCAUCAUGCCGCAGAUCAAAAAGUCUUCGGAUUUGUUGGUUUCAACUACUCAGCAUACAUCCGGGGAAUGAAAUUCGCCCCGGGUAAAUGGCCCCUAGUCAACCUCUUCGUCCCUCGCAUUUUUCUCGAAGUUAGUGGGGGCACACUUCAAAUUUGGAAUGGUAACAACGAUGACAUUGCGUCCAUGAAAUUGCAACUUGACGAACUCAACGUGGAGACACUAUCGGAGUCAAAGUUCACACCUGCCCAUAUAGCCUUGAAUCAGGACCAUGAUGAAUACUUUCAUACCGUGCAACAAGCUUUGAGUUCCAUCACUAGUGGCAAAUAUGAAAAGGUCAUUGCAUCCCGCCAAGUCAGGAUCUUAGGACAAGUGGACAUGAUCAAAACACUUAUUCGUGGUCUUCAAAUGAACACUCCGAAAAGAACAUUCAUCUUACGUCAAGGAGGCUUCGAGGCAACAGGUUUCAGUCCAGAACUAGUCAUGUCUGUUGUCAAUAACCAUGUCACAACCGAACCAUUAGCGGGCACUCGUUCAAAUGUUGGCACUGAUGAAGAACGCCAGAAGCUGAAGGCGGAAUUAAUCCGUGACCCUAAAGAGAUCGUCGAACAUGUUGUCUCCGUAAAGGAGGCUAUUCAAGAGAUGAAUCAUUGCUGUCGACCAGACUCAGUAUCCGUCCAUGACUUUAUGACGAUAAAAAAUCGCGGAAGAGUACAACAUAUUGGGUCUUCGGUUCAAGGGCAGUUGGACCCCCUCAAGAAAGCAUGGGACGCAUUCAAUACUCUGUUUCCUUCGGUUACAGCGAGUGGAAUUCCGAAAACUUCAGCCCUGAAAGCCAUCGCCAACCUCGAGCCUCGGCCUCGUGAACUAUAUUCCGGAGCAGUUCUCCUCAUAGAUAACAGUGAGGUCUUGGAAGCUGCGCUCGUUCUGCGAUCAGUGUUUCAGGAUAGAAAUGGGCAAUGGGUCCAAGCAGGAGCUGGUAUUGUUGAAAUGUCAAAGGAAGAAAGAGAAUACACUGAAACAUGCGAGAAGCUACAAAGCUUCGCUCCUUUUAUCGUUCUGAAGUCCUCGGAUAAGUGA
Messenger RNA from Clonostachys rhizophaga, 1362 nucleotides. The record is from the annotation of a GenBank genome assembly. Lineage: Eukaryota; Fungi; Ascomycota; Sordariomycetes; Hypocreales; Bionectriaceae.